CCCUUACGCCCCAUUCUUUACCUUACGCCCCAUUCUCACCCUUUUUUUUACCUUACACCCCAUUUCGUCCUAUUCCUUUCCCUGCAACCUUUUUUAUCCCAUUCUUUUCACUACCCCCAUUCCCCUCAACGCCCCAUUCCGUCCCAUUCUUUCCCUUACGCCCCAUUCUCCCAUUUUUCGCCUGUCGCCUUUCGUUUGUCAUGCCCCGUCCGCCACAGCAGCGAUUGCAGGAGCAAUCCGCGAAGGCGUCGAAAAAAGCUCGACAAUUGCAAGAGAAAGUCAAAGAGAACGGCUUCCAUUUUAGCCCUCGAGGUGAUCAUACCAAGUUUGUUAUUGAGUGGGCGCGAGUCCGGUACGACGGCAAGACAGGUCCGAAGCAGGCGUUGCGCCUCGACGUUGGUUGUGCCUUACAAACCGCUUCGGGGACCGUCAAGUUCUUGGAAAACGCGGAAGAUGCAGAGGUUCUCACAAAGUUCCGUGCGGAUGCAAAUGCCCUGUUCGUGCGUCUCGACAUCAAUUCUUGCUUUCGAUACCUGAGUGCCCUCGUCGAACCGGAACCCGAGCUAGCCGCGUGUUUUCUGAUCGAGUUGGCUACACAGUACACGAAAUAUUUCGAAAAGUGUGUUAAACUCGUGCCGGGCUUGGCGGGAUCCCUUGACCAUAACACGGCGAAUCGCCACGAGGCCGGCUCGCCGUCCUCUCCUCCCAGCCCGUUUGCGCCAGAUCAAUCGUCCUCCGCCGCACACGCCUCGACCCAUCCGCCGCCGCCAACUUCUACCCAGAACGACCCCGCCCCGCUUCCGCCGCCGAAACGGCAACAGCCCCAGGCGGGGAACCCCGCCAGACGACAAAGGGUUCUAUCCCACGCAGCCUCGCCGCCGUCGACCGAACCGGCCGGACUCCUAGCCGACCAGCCGCCUCCAUCGUCAGGUCCAUCUUCCCCCCCGACACAAUCUGCGGCCCUGUUUUCCGACGGGGCCAAGACGCCGUCCCUUCCGACCUCGACUACCACCUUCGCCCCUGUCCCUGACCAUCCGCCGCAUACCCCAAACUCCCCAAGUCUGCCGGUGGCCCCGCCCGCCCUCGCGGCCCGCCCCAAGGACACCGCAAACGGCACAACGUCUGCCCCCGACAUUCAGCUGGACGGUUCGCAUUUAUUCCCUGGUUCGAACUUGCCUCCCUCGUCCUCCCUCCCGAACCCAACUGCAGCGCCUCAAGUCCGGCCCGACGACGCCACCACGUCAGCGACAAUCCAGACCAAAAAGCGGAAGGCAGCCAAUGUGUCCGUGCAGACCAAACGACCUAGGCGCAGACCUCGCAAGCAGGAUGUGGCAGCCAUUUCAGCCCCGUCGCGAAUGGCUCCAUCAGCCGAAACCGAAACGUGUCCGCCGACCGCUUCCAUCGGUGCCGCAUCAUUCAAUGGCGCCCAGGCGAACCAGCAGCCUACGCCUCCCCCACCGAUCCAAUCCGCGGCCGCGUCUCCCGACACCAACGCAGCUCCCAAACACCCCAGUGCCAGGACUGAGCCACCGUCCCUCCGGACCCCGACUUUGAAUAGCACCCCAUCACAAGGCUCGUCACCGUUUGCCCAUUCGAACCAACCGCCCGCAGGCGAACGCGAAAACGCAGGGAACAGCGGAGCGCCUUCGCCUGGGAACACGACCACCCGUUAUGGGCCAGCCCCUCCUCCCGCGGUCGAAACGCUUCAAUUGGCAGAACAGGUGCGCGUCGGCGCCGCGUCACAAGGCCUCGGUGACUGCCAUCAGCCCUCUCGGCCUCCCCACCCAACCCCAGGCCCCAUUCAGCUGGCACCGCAGUUGCCGGACAACACAAGUCCAGCUUCGUCAACUGGGCCGAGCCCUUCCUCCCCAAACCCCGACAAGGUUCACCGCUUCACAGGAUAUCUACUUUCCGCCGCCGAUGAGUUCUUUACUGAAGAAUGCAUAAAGAUGUUGGCUCCACAAGGGAUUGUAGGCCAACCUCGGCGAGGACAAUCAAUUAAUGCUACUCUUGAGCAUGGAGUUCUCACUUUGGGUAUCCGUUUACGGAACGAUCGGCCGGACUUCAACCUCCAGGAAGCGCAUUUAAAGGGAAAGCUUUUGACCGCUGUAAAGUGGUGGCAAUUUGAGAAUGAGAAGGCAUCAAUCAUCCGCGAGACACACGGAAUCCUUAUCCGAGUUCAUUUUGGUGGCGCAGGAUAUUUAGUGGCCAAGGCUCUUUUCUUCCAUGAUGAAGAUAUGCAAGAGUCCUAGGUAAACCAAACCCACGCAGUACCGACGAACACCUGGACUACCUCCCCUGUGGGAACACAAAUUUCCUUAUGGCCGCCCUUUUUUAACUCCUCCUUGGCCACAUAGUUAUCACCUAUCCCUAUGACGAACGCGCCAGCUUGCCAAUGAAGUGUCACUGUUUCUUUUAUUUCGAAAGUCGUUUCAUUUUCGAUUUUUGUGGGCUUUAUCUGUUAGUUUAUUCGAAAGGAAAUCGCGAUCCCGAUGGAGACGCGCUCACCUUUGUAGGCAAACCCAUUGCUAGAUAGCCUUAGGAGGAUUCAAUCGGUCGGCAAAACUGUGUAUGAUCGAAUUCGUUUUUGUGGGUUUUUUUUUCUGUUUUCU
Messenger RNA from Gaeumannomyces tritici R3-111a-1, 2612 nucleotides. RefSeq lists its product as hypothetical. The coding region runs from base 201 to 2252 and encodes 683 amino acids. The transcript is spliced from 6 exons. The record is from RefSeq and is a predicted model, not a curated record. NCBI's taxonomy places the organism in Eukaryota, Fungi, Ascomycota, Sordariomycetes, Magnaporthales, Magnaporthaceae.